AUGCUGCUUGACGGCGGCGGCGCCGGCGGCGGCGGCGGCAGGCAGCGACGGGGGCCUGCAGUUAAUGCAACUGAUGUCGCCAACACAGCAUGGGGCCUCGCGCGGCUGCACAUCGCUCUCACGCGCUGCAGCAGAGGCGGCAGCGGUGGCCCGGGCGCGGGCGGCUCGGACGGGGGCGGCGGCGGCGAAGUAGCGGGCGGCGGCGGCGGCGGCGGCGGGGAGCUGGAGCGGCUGCUCGCCAGCGACGGCCUGUGGGGCGCGUUGGAGGACGCGUGUGUUGCGCAGCUGCCCCAGGCGGGCCCGCGGGAGCUGGCCGCAAUGCUGUGGGCCUUUGCGGCCGCGCGGCGCCCCGCGGCGCGGCUGCUCGCCGCGGCGGCGCCGCAGCUGCAUCGCGUGGGCGUAUGCGAAGCAGGGCUGCAAGUGCGGCGGCGACAGCAGCAGCAACAGCAGCAGCAGCAGCAGCAGCAGCAGCAGCAGCAGCAGCAGCAGCAGCAGCAGCAGCAGCAGCAGCAGCAGCAGCAGCAGCAGCAGCAGCAGCAGCAGCAGCAACAGAGGCGGCAGCAGCAGGGGCAAGCCCCCAGCAGCGGCGGCGCAGCACCGCCGGGCGGCGCGGUGCCGCCGGGCGUUGUGCAAGCCGUCUUCGACUGCCUGGCGCGCCGCGCGGCGGUCAACGCGCCCAACUUCCGCGCCCAGGCCCUGGCCGUGACGCUCUGGGCCAUGGCCGCCGUCGGCCACCGCGGCGCCGCCGCGGCGCCCGCCGCGGCGGCGAUGGCGGCCGUCGCCGAGCUGCGCCACUGGAAGUUCAGCGGCCACGGCAUCUCGCUGUUGGCGGGCGCCGCGCCGGCGCUGGGGCUGCUGGAUCUGCGGCCGGGGUUGGGCGGGGCGCUCAUGAGGGAGGCGCUGUUCAAAAUGGAAGAGCUGCGGCCGCUGGGCGUGGCGCGCGUGCUGCGCUUCUUCGCGGAGGAGCGGCGGCUGCGGGCGGCGCGGCGGCGGCGCGGGGACGCGCUGCAGCAAGAGCAGUCGCGGCAGCAGCAGGACGGGCAGCGGCGGGGCGCGGGGCCGCACGCGGUCCCGCGGGUGCUCGCUCCGGCGGCGCCCGCUGGCGUCCCGGCGUCGCGGGCGGAGGCGGCGGCGGCGGCCGCCGCCGCUGCGGUGCUGGCAGCAGAUGCCGGCGCUCGCGUGGCGGAGGGGCCGCGCGUCCCCAGCAGCGGCGGUGUGGGCGCCGGUGGCAGCGGAGGAGGGGCGCUCUCGCCAGAGCAGCUAGCCCGCGUGGCGUGGGCGGCCGCGGCAUCCGCAGGGACGGCGGAGGCGCCAAGCCUGCGGUCGCCGCUGCUGCUGCUGCUGCACGCCGCCUGGCGAGGCGCGCAGACGAUCGAGCUCCUUGCGCUGCUGACGGCCGCGCCCGGCGGCCCCUGCGGCGCCGCCGGCGUCUGCGGCGCCGACCUCUCGCGCGCGGCCGCGCAGCAGCUGCGCGCCCGUCUGCCCGCCGCGGCCGGCCCGCAGCUCGCCGCGGCGGUGCGGCUGGGGUGCUCCCUGCGGGCCGGCGGUGGUGGCGGCGAGGGGCUGGCGAGGGCCGCGGCGAAGCUGCUGGUGGGGCGGGCUGCAGAGUGCUCCUCCCAGGAUCUCCUCAUUGCAGCUUCCACACUGGCCGGCCCGCCCGCGGACGCCCACGCCGGCGGCUUGCAAGACGUGGCGCCGCUCGUCGACGCGCUUUUGGGCGCCGCCGAGAGGCAGCAGCAGCAGCAGCAGGGCGGCGACCCCGCCCUCGCAGCAGCGCUGCGCGCGCCGCGACGCGCGCUCGCGCCGCUGCUGCUGGCCGGCGGGCCGGGCGCAGGAACGGCGGCGGCUGGCGCGCGUGAGGCGGUGCUGCGGCUGCUGGCAGAUGCAGGGGGCGCCCUAAGAGCGGCGGAGGCCGCGGAAUGGCCAACCUUGGAGCUGUCCUCACACUUCGCACAAUCGGGCAACGAGCAGCUUUGGCAGCACCAGCAGCAGCAGCAGCAGCAGCAGCAGAACCUGCAUCUGCCACAGCAGCAGCACUGGCCGCAGCAGCAGCUAUGGGAGCAGGCAGUGAUCCAAGGGAUAAACGCACUCCCGUCUGCAGCUCCCCUUGCGGCAGCAGCAGCAACAGCGACGACGCCCGUGGUGGCGGCGGCAGCAGCCGCGAUACCAGGGCCCGAGCUCACAGCUGACGCGAGCGGCAGCGGCGGCGAUUGCGCCGGCAGCAGCGAAGGUGCGGGCGUUUACAGCAGCGCGAACGGCAGCAGGGGCGGCGCCGCCAUCCUGCGCGUCUCUGGCAUCAAUGGCACUCGGGUGAUUGCGCUGGGCGCCGAACAGGGGCAGGCCACUGCCGGCGCCCUGUGA
Molecule: messenger RNA, 2361 nt
Organism: Monoraphidium neglectum
Lineage: Eukaryota; Viridiplantae; Chlorophyta; Chlorophyceae; Sphaeropleales; Selenastraceae
Exons: 5
Coding region: 1-2361 (786 amino acids)
Source: RefSeq, a predicted model, not a curated record